This is a messenger RNA of Funneliformis caledonium, 124 nucleotides long. Lineage: Eukaryota; Fungi; Glomeromycota; Glomeromycetes; Glomerales; Glomeraceae. The record is from the annotation of a GenBank genome assembly.
AAAUGUUUAUGAUAUAUUUGAGGAAGCAGUAAGACAGCUUGGAUUAUUAGAUAAAGAAAAUAAUGAAUUUGAUAAAUAUCUUGAUAAGGCUGCAAUAUAUCAAAUGCCAUCUAAACUAAAAUAA